GUAUAUAUACAUUAUAAGUACCGAGGAUGGUCUGCAACUGUACUAGACUGAAAAUGGAGUGUUUGAGAGCGUUGUUUGGUGGGUUUCUUCUCUUAUGGGGCUUGACAGUGAGUGCUGAUACUUUACUACCUUGUGAAUUCCCCGCAAUUUACAACUUUGGCGACUCUAAUUCAGAUACUGGAGGCAUAUCAGCUGCGUUUGAGCCUAUUCGAGCUCCUUAUGGAGAAGGUUUCUUCCACAAGCCAGCUGGUAGAGAUUCUGAUGGCCGUCUCAUCAUAGACUUUAUAGCUGAGCGUCUGAAAUUGCCCUACUUGAGUGCAUAUUUGAAUUCACUAGGAGCAGAUUUUCUACAUGGUGCCAACUUUGCCACUGGAGGAUCAACCAUUAGACGGCAGAAUGAGACCAUUUUUCAGUAUGGAAUUAGCCCUUUUUCUCUUGAUAUGCAGAUUGUGCAAUUUAACCAGUUCAAAGUGCGCACCAAAGAUCUUUACGAUGAAGCCAAGUCAGACUCGGAUAGAAACAAACUUCCAAGACCUGAGGAUUUUGCAAAGGCUCUUUACACAUUUGAUAUUGGACAAAAUGAUCUUUCUGUUGGUUUUCGAACGAUGAAUUCCAAUCAACUUCUAGCAGCAAUGCCAGACAUCGUUUCCGGGUUAGCUUCAGCUGUAACAAAUAUCUAUCAACGAGGAGGGAGGACAUUUUGGAUUCACAACACAGGACCUAUUGGCUGCUUGCCUGUGAAUCUAUUCUAUGUUAAAUCCCCACCACCAGGCUUUCUUGAUCAGUAUGGCUGUGUCAAGACUCAAAAUCAGAUGGCUGUCGAGUUUAACAAGCAGCUUAAAGACAAAGUGGUAAAGCUAAGGGCAGAGCUCCCUGAUGCUGCAAUAACAUAUGUAGAUGUCUAUGCUGCAAAGUAUGACUUGAUCAGCAAUGCCAAAGAUUUAGGAUAUGCUGAUCCAUUGAAGGUCUGCUGUGGGUACCAUGAGAACUACGACCAUGUGUGGUGUGGAAACAGCGCAAACAUCAACAACACCCAAGUGUAUGGAGCCUCUUGUAAAGAUCCUUCAAAGUUCAUCAGCUGGGAUGGUGUACACUAUACUCAGGCAGCAAGUCAAUGGGUUGCUAAUCAUACUCAUUACGGCAUGUUGACAGAUCCUCCAGUUCCGCUCAUCCAAUCAUGUCAUAGGCGGUGAGAACCAGCGAUCACAAUCAUACUUGUUAUUCAGGGAACUGAAAAAAAUCGAGGCAAAAAAUUCUAGAAUUAGUAGUACAAGAGAUCACCUAACUGGUUCAUCUCUGGAAAUAUGUGGAAGUUUUAGUUUCUAUGCAAUCAAUUUUAAGGUUGAUAAUUGUAUGACCUUGAGAAUUUCAGCCUCCCUUAGAAUAAAG
Pistacia vera is the source of this 1389-nucleotide messenger RNA. Its product is annotated as GDSL esterase/lipase At5g14450. NCBI's taxonomy places the organism in Eukaryota, Viridiplantae, Streptophyta, Magnoliopsida, Sapindales, Anacardiaceae. Bases 27 to 1193 code for a protein of 388 amino acids. Gene Ontology annotation, molecular function: hydrolase activity, acting on ester bonds. The transcript is spliced from 5 exons. The record is from RefSeq and is a predicted model, not a curated record.